This is a messenger RNA of Aureobasidium namibiae CBS 147.97, 1407 nucleotides long. RefSeq names its product secretory pathway gdp dissociation inhibitor. The record is from RefSeq and is a predicted model, not a curated record. The coding region runs from base 1 to 1407 and encodes 468 amino acids. Gene Ontology annotation, molecular function: Rab GDP-dissociation inhibitor activity. Gene Ontology annotation, biological process: small GTPase-mediated signal transduction; protein transport; vesicle-mediated transport. The transcript has 8 exons. Gene Ontology annotation, cellular component: cytoplasm. NCBI's taxonomy places the organism in Eukaryota, Fungi, Ascomycota, Dothideomycetes, Dothideales, Saccotheciaceae.
AUGGAGGAUAUCGCCCCCGAGUACGAUGUCGUUGUGCUUGGCACAGGUCUCACGGAAUGUGUGCUCUCUGGUGUGCUGAGUGUCAAGGGCAAGAAGGUGCUGCACAUCGACCGCAACGAUCACUACGGCGGUGAGGCUGCAUCUAUCAACAUCGAAGCUCUCUUCAAGAAGUACGGCAACGACAACGGCAGCGAGCCAUGGAAGAAGUACGGCCGCCCCAACGACUGGAACAUCGACCUCGUUCCCAAACUCCUCAUGUCCAACGGAGAACUCACCAACAUUCUCGUCUCGACCGAUGUCACCAGAUACCUCGAAUUUAAGCAGAUCGCUGGCAGUUACGUCCAGACCGGCGCCGGAAACAAGGCCAACGUCGCAAAGGUUCCUUCGGAUGCCUCGGAGGCCCUCCGCAGUCCCCUGAUGGGUCUGUUCGAAAAGAGAAGAGCAAAGAAGUUCCUGGAGUUCGUUGGCGCAUUCAAAGAGGAUGACCCGGCUACCCACAACGCAGGCAUGAACCUGAACCAGUCUACCAUGAAGGAGGUCUACGACAAGUUCGGUCUGGAGGCUUCGACAAGAGACUUUAUCGGUCACAGCAUGGCUCUGUUCACAACCGACGACUACAUCAACCAGAAGGGCGCUGCCAAGGACGCCGUCGAGCGUAUCAGACUCUACGUCAACUCAAUGGCCAGAUACGGAAAGUCGCCUUACAUCUACCCCCUGUACGGUCUGGGUGAACUCCCCCAGGGUUUCGCUCGUCUUAGUGCCAUCUACGGCGGUACCUACAUGCUCAACACCGAUGUUGACGAAGUGCUCUACGAGAACGGCAAGGCUGUCGGUAUCAAGGCUACCAUGAAGGAGCGUGACCAGGAGGGCGAGGGAAUGACUUUCACAACAAAGUGCAGCAAGAUUCUGGCAGACCCCUCAUACUUCCCGAACAAGGUCAAGCCCGUUGGCCACUUGUUGAAGGCUAUCUGCAUUCUGAACCACCCCAUCGAGAAGACGGACAACUCGGACUCUGUCCAGCUCAUCAUUCCUCAAUCACAGAUCGGCAGAAAGCACGACGUGUACGUCGCCAUGGUCUCAUGGGCACACAACGUGGCUCCCAAGGGCUACUACAUUGCGAUUGUAUCAACGAUUGCCGAGGGCGACAGCAACCACCACCUCGAGCUGCAGGCCGGAUUCGAUCGUCUCGGCAAGAUUGAGGAGAAGUUCAUGGGACCUCCCAUCCCCAUCUAUGAGCCUCUUGAGAGCGGAGAGAACGACAACAUCUUCAUCUCAAGAUCCUAUGACGCAACCAGCCACUUCGAGACUACGACAGACGAUAUCCGUGACAUCUACCGAAGAGCCGAGGGUCACGAGCUGGUGGUCGAGGGUCUGCGCGAGGGACAGAACUUGGUGGCCGAAGAGUAA